CGCAGCUUUUAUGAAACGAGACAUGCGAAAAGCCAUUACCAUGAGUCCUUAAAUUUGUAUCUUUGGUUUUAAAGAAAAUCUUCAUCUGUAAAAUUUAUUAGCUUUUUGAAACGAGGUCCAAUUCCUAUUUUUGAAGACUCUGCAACAAGUGGAACCAGUUUCUACGGACUUUUGUUGGUGAUUCUAGUGAUUUUAAUUAGAUUGCAACUGCAGUUGUUAGUUUGGGAUUUAAUGUGGCAUUGUAACCAUGAAGAAUAAAUACACCUCUGUUCCAGACUCUGAAGAGUCCUUGAAAACGCUCACUGAUGAAAAGUCAGACACGCAUUCUGCAGAUGGUACACCUCCUCUGUAUUCAGCUUCAAAUAAAUUUAUCGAUUUAGAAAUGGCUGACGGAUCCGCUCAGAAUUCCGCCCAAGAAUCUGUUGAUAACACUAGGUCGGACCCUUCAGCGAACAAAGAAUGUUGGAAAGACUUUUUCGUAGGACUAAUGACUAUUAUAACAAUUUUAUAUAAUCUUGUUUUUCUAGCCAUAGUUUUUGUUUACAAGGUUUCUCCGUUUUCAAUAGCUUUUUAUUGGCUUGCUGCCGUUUCUAUUGGCACUAUUUUUAUUUUCCUAUCAACAAUUCUUUAUAUCUAUCCCGAAUGGUACAGGCAAGCUGGAAGAGCAAUAAAGAAAUUCACACCAGCUGUGUGUAAAGCCCUAAUUAUACUGAUAAGUUUGAAUGGAGUCGGGGGUGGUGCUUUGAAAUUAUCAGGAGGCUUCGAAUAUAUACAUUCAACAGCUGUGUUAGUUGUUUUGGCCGUAUUGAACAUAUGCUUGUUUGUUCUUCUCAUUCGAAACCCAAAUGCAUUUGAAAAGAUGACUGUUAUCUCACGUACAAACAACAGAAUUAGCAGGAAUAGUCCACCUCGUAACGAAGAAACCGAACUUCAACCUCUUGCUGAGCAAAGCUCUGAAGUUUAAGUGCAAGUAUGAGUUUCACCGAACUUGCUUUUAAAUUUUUUGUACUUCGCCUUCGCCCCUUCCUUGGGAUCAUCGAUGUCAAUUGCAGUCCACCAAGAUCCCUGUGUUUGCUGUCACAAAAGCUUGAAUCUGAUGAAUCCAGAAGACUUUGAUUGCUUUAGUAAUUCACUCUUUUACGACUUUUCUAAUUAGUUCACAGCACUGUUGUUUAUGCAUCGUUCAUUUUCUUCGCAAUUGAAAUAGAACAUCCUUUUUAAUGAUUAUUUCAUGAUUUUGACAACGAAUAUUGCAUGGCAACGAACUAUUGUUUAGUUCAACACCGAGUCGCGUAAUUGAUUAUGUUUUAGAAUUGGCAAGAAUAAAUGUGAGUUUCGACAGUUAUUAUUUUCAUUCAGUAUAGAAAACACAAAUCUUC
Schizosaccharomyces octosporus yFS286 is the source of this 1379-nucleotide messenger RNA. RefSeq lists its product as uncharacterized. The coding region runs from base 248 to 964 and encodes 238 amino acids. The record is from RefSeq and is a predicted model, not a curated record. NCBI's taxonomy places the organism in Eukaryota, Fungi, Ascomycota, Schizosaccharomycetes, Schizosaccharomycetales, Schizosaccharomycetaceae. The transcript has 5 exons.